Molecule: messenger RNA, 7890 nt
Organism: Schistocerca gregaria
Lineage: Eukaryota; Metazoa; Arthropoda; Insecta; Orthoptera; Acrididae
Product: muscle calcium channel subunit alpha-1-like
Exons: 43
Coding region: 16-5967 (1983 amino acids)
Biological process (GO): calcium ion import across plasma membrane
Cellular component (GO): voltage-gated calcium channel complex; membrane
Molecular function (GO): high voltage-gated calcium channel activity
Source: RefSeq, a predicted model, not a curated record
CGUCACUCACCCCUGAUGGAUCCUGGCUGGCUUUUGACGCUGCCCACGAUUUCGGCGCAGUUCACCAAGACGCACCCGGCAGGGCCUGUGGCAGGCGUGCAGCAUGAUCUGGGGCGAGCGACCAGUACUGCAGGCAGCAGCGUCGCAGCGGACCGGCCGUUGUCCACGGCGUGGCAGACGGCACUCAACGCCACAGCCAUGAGCGCAACCAAGAAGAGGCAAGUGCGCCGCGGGGGCAAGCCACCGCCCGACAGGCCCCAGAGAGCACUCUUCUGCCUCACCCUCACCAACCCCAUUCGGAAACUGUGUAUAGACGUCGUCGAAUGGAAACCUUUUGAGUACCUGAUAUUACUGACCAUCUUUGCAAACUGUGUUGCCUUGGCUGUGUACACUCCUUAUCCCAAUGGUGAUUCCAAUAAUACAAACCUUUAUUUGGAAAAAAUUGAAAAUGUCUUUUUAGGUAUAUUUACAGUUGAAUGUGUGAUGAAGGUUGUAGCGUAUGGUUUAGUGGCACACCCUGGAGCAUAUUUGCGGAAUGGCUGGAAUUUAUUAGAUUUUACUAUUGUUGUUAUAGGUUUAAUAAGCACUGCAUUGUCAAACUUAAUGAAGGAAGGGUUUGAUGUGAAAGCAUUGCGUGCAUUCCGUGUUCUACGACCACUGCGUUUAGUAUCAGGAGUACCAAGUCUACAGGUUGUGCUAAACUCAAUUCUUCGUGCCAUGGUGCCUUUAUUACAUAUUGCUCUCCUGGUAUUGUUUGUUAUUAUAAUCUAUGCAAUAAUAGGCCUGGAACUAUUCUCAGGAAAGAUGCAUAACACUUGUUAUGAUAACACAACAGAUAAAAUGAUGCGUGAUCCACAUCCAUGUGGGAAAAAUGGAGAAGGUGGUUUCCAGUGUUCUGAACUAGGUCCAAAUAUGACAUGCAAAGAAGACAGCUGGGAUGGUCCAAAUUUUGGAAUAACUAAUUUUGAUAAUUUUGGCCUUGCUAUGCUAACAGUUUUUCAAUGUAUAACUCUGGAGGGUUGGACUGACGUUUUGUAUGAUAUUGAAGAUGCGAUGGGAAAUACGUGGCAGUGGAUAUACUUCAUCUCAAUGGUUAUUCUCGGAGCAUUUUUUGUCAUGAACCUAAUCCUUGGUGUCCUCAGUGGAGAGUUUUCCAAGGAAAGAGAAAAGGCCAAAGCUCGUGGUGAUUUUCAUAAGCUGAGAGAGAAACAGCAAAUUGAGGAGGAUUUGAGAGGUUAUUUGGACUGGAUAACACAGGCAGAAGAUAUUGAACCUGAAGGAGAGGAUCACCCUCGGAAUCAAGAUGUAAAAACACAGAAUGAAAUGGAAACUGCAGACAGAGCUGAAGGUGAUGAACUGGAAGUGGAGCAAGAAUCUUGGUGGAGAAAAAAGAAAAAGGACUUCGACAGGCAGAAUCGUCGUUUGAGACGAGCUUGCAGAAAAGCUGUGAAGUCACAAGCAUUCUACUGGUUAAUUAUAAUGCUGGUGUUCUUAAAUACAGUUGUUCUUGCUACAGAACAUUAUCAUCAACCUAAAUGGCUUGAUGAUUUUCAAGACUGGACCAAUCUCUUCUUUGUUGCUCUCUUCUCAAUGGAAAUGUUAGUCAAGAUGUAUAGCUUAGGAUUUCAGGGCUACUUUGUGUCACUGUUCAACCGCUUUGACUGUUUUGUCGUCAUAGGUAGUAUAGGUGAAAUUGUUUUAACGCACACAAAAGUUAUGCCGCCUCUGGGAGUAUCUGUCUUGCGGUGUGUUCGUCUGUUACGAGUGUUCAAGGUGACCAAAUAUUGGAGAUCUCUGUCAAAUUUGGUUGCCUCUCUGCUUAAUUCAAUACAAUCAAUUGCAUCUUUGUUGCUGCUGUUAUUUCUGUUUAUUGUUAUAUUUGCCUUACUUGGAAUGCAAGUAUUUGGUGGAAAGUUUGAUUUUGAAGACACGCAAGACAAAGAUCGAAGUAAUUUUGAUAGCUUUUGGCAGAGUUUACUGACUGUCUUCCAGGUACUGACUGGUGAAGACUGGAAUAUGGUGAUGUACAAUGGAAUACAGGCUUAUAAUGGAGUUGGCUCAUUUGGUGUACUGGCCUGUGUUUAUUUCAUUAUUCUUUUCAUUUGUGGUAACUAUAUUUUGUUAAAUGUUUUCUUGGCUAUCGCUGUUGACAACCUGGCAGAUGCAGAAUCGCUGACAGCCAUAGAAAAGGAAGCAGAAGAAGAAGCUGAGAAACAGCAGAAAUCUCACAGUGGAUCCCCUUCUCGAGGAGAUGAAAAUGUAGACAGCAGAACAAGUGAAGAGGAUCAGGAUAGAGACAGAGAUGGUACAGAAAUAUCAGAAAAAGAUGAAGAAUUAGGAAGUCAUAGUAGAGUUCAGUUAGAAAUAGGUGAUACAGAAGAUUAUGGUUAUGACGGGCAGAAUGACAAUCAAGAUGAAGUAGAUGGAGAUGGUAUGCCAACCGUAUCUGCAAGGCCCCGAAGAAUGUCAGAGAUCAGCAUCAAAACAACCAUUCGACCACUCCCCACAGGAAGUGCCUUCUUUAUACUUUCCCACACUAACAGGUUCAGAGUAUUCUGUCACUGGUUUUGUAACCACAGUUACUUUGGAAAUGUUAUACUUGCAUGCAUCAUGAUUUCUUCUGCCAUGCUUGCUGCUGAAGAACCUCUACAGCAGAAGACUCCAAGAAAUGAUAUUCUUGGACAUUUUGACAUAUUCUUCACAACAGUUUUCACUGUUGAGAUAUGUUUAAAAAUGGUUUCCUAUGGUUUUAUACUCCACGAUGGUGCCUUCUGCAGAUCAGCAUUUAACCUUCUCGACCUUUUAGUAGUCUGUGUCUCACUUGUGGCCAUGUUUGUCAAGUCAAAUGCAAUUUCUGUGGUGAAAAUACUAAGAGUUUUGAGAGUACUUCGUCCACUGAGAGCAAUAAAUCGAGCCAAAGGAUUAAAGCAUGUAGUCCAGUGCGUGAUAGUUGCUGUAAAGACUAUCGGCAACAUUGUGCUGGUCACCUGCCUUCUACAGUUCAUGUUUGCAGUUAUUGGAGUCCAAUUGUUUAAGUACGUAGUGAAAUGCGUGAUAGUAGCCAUUAAGACGAUCGGCAAUAUCAUGCUGGUAACCUACCUUCUGCAGUUCAUGUUCGCUGUCAUUGGAGUGCAGCUAUUCAAGGGUAAAUUCUUUUCAUGCACAGAUGGCUCAAAGAUGACCAAGGAUGAAUGUCAAGGCACAUUCUUAGUUUUUGAAGAUGGUGACAUUAAUCAACCAAAAGUGGAAACCAGGGAGUGGGAAAGAAAUCGGUUUCAUUUUGAUGAUGUUGCUAAAGCCAUGCUCACACUUUUUACUGUAUCUACAUUUGAAGGUUGGCCUGGAUUGCUUUACGUCUCCAUUGAUUCAAAUAAGGAAGAUCAUGGUCCAAUUUAUAAUUUCAGGCCAAUUGUUGCUGCAUAUUACAUCAUAUACAUCAUCAUUAUUGCAUUUUUUAUGGUGAACAUAUUUGUAGGUUUUGUUAUUGUUACAUUUCAAAAUGAAGGUGAACAAGAAUACAAAAACUGUGAGCUGGAUAAAAACCAGCGUAAUUGUAUUGAAUUUGCUCUAAAGGCAAAACCAGUUCGAAGGUACAUUCCUAAACACAGGCUUCAGUAUAAAGUCUGGUGGUUUGUCACGUCACAGCCUUUUGAGUAUGCAAUUUUUAUACUUAUUCUGAUGAACACAGUUACAUUGGCAAUGAAGUUCCAUAAUCAACCAGAACCAUAUACAAAUGCUCUGAAUAUAUUAAACAUGCUUUUUACAUCUGUUUUUGCAAUGGAAUUUGUGUUCAAACUAGCUGCCUUCAGAUUCAAGAAUUACUUUGGAGAUGCAUGGAAUGUAUUCGACUUCAUCAUUGUACUAGGCAGCUUUAUUGACAUCGUCUAUGAUGAGGUGAAUCCUGGUUCUGGAAUGAUAUCCAUUAAUUUCUUCCGUCUCUUCCGAGUAAUGAGAUUGGUGAAACUUCUGAGCAGGGGAGAAGGAAUACGCACUUUGCUAUGGACAUUUAUAAAAUCAUUCCAAGCAUUACCAUAUGUUGCAUUGCUCAUAGUGAUGCUGUUCUUCAUCUAUGCAGUGAUUGGUAUGCAGUUGUUUGGAAAGAUAGCACUUGACUCAGACACGGAAAUCCAUCGCAAUAACAAUUUCCAGACCUUCCCUCAAGCUGUAUUAGUUUUAUUUCGAUCUGCAACAGGUGAAGCUUGGCAAGAAGUUAUGUUAGCAUGUUCAGCAAAUGUGAAGUGUGAUAUUAAAUCAGAUGAGAAAGGAAACACAUGUGGAUCUGAUAUGGCAUUUCCAUAUUUUAUAUCAUUUUAUGUUCUCUGUUCAUUUCUGAUAAUAAACUUGUUUGUUGCUGUUAUUAUGGACAAUUUUGACUAUUUGACAAGAGACUGGUCCAUUCUGGGACCUCAUCAUCUGGAUGAAUUUAUACGCUUGUGGAGUGAAUAUGAUCCUGAUGCAAAGGGUCGAAUCAAGCAUUUGGAUGUUGUUACAUUACUUAGAAAAAUAUCACCACCCUUGGGGUUUGGAAAACUGUGUCCACAUAGAGUAGCCUGCAAGAGAUUGGUUUCCAUGAACAUGCCACUAAAUAGUGAUGGCACUGUUCUGUUUAAUGCUACAUUGUUUGCUGUUGUCCGAACAUCACUGAGAAUAAAAACAGAAGGAAAUAUAGAUGAUGCCAACGCUGAGCUUAGAGCAGUGAUAAAGAAAAUUUGGAAAAGAACAAGCCCCAAACUAUUAGAUCAAGUAGUGCCACCACCAGGAGUGGAAGAUGAAGUAACUGUGGGAAAAUUCUAUGCAACAUUCCUCAUUCAAGAUUAUUUUCGACGUUUUAAGAAAAGGAAAGAACAAGAACUGAAAGAUGGUGAUAAGGAAUCUCAUAACACAGUUACUUUGCAGGCAGGUCUUCGGACACUGCACGAUGCUGGUCCUGAGUUGAAACGUGCCAUAUCUGGAAAUUUGGAAGAACUUAUAGAUGACAAUCCGGAACCCAUGCACAGGCGGAACCAUUCUCUUUUUGGAAGUGUAUGGUCUUCCAUGCGAAGAGGACAUGGAGGAUUUCACAGAGCUCGUUCUCUUAAAGUAAAUGCUACACAGAUAAAAAUGAACCAUUUGGAUGUGCCUGGCAGAAACCUGAGAAAGGUCUCACCCACAAAUUCUAUAGAUUACUUACCCUACAAUUCAAUUCAUAGGGCUAUAACUGAGAGUAUGAAUCAUGUAACAAGCAUGACAAAAGCAGCUGUAGCCCCUCAGAUAAUGAGUACAACAGGAACACAAGAUGCAAUUGUACCAAAGGGUGAAGAGUCAAUUCCUCUCCAUUCUUUGACUGUGUCAAAUGGUGAUCCAACAGACCAAUCUUAUAGCCCGUAUCGGGUCAUUGGCUUACGCGAUGAAUACAGCACUGAGAUCACUCCCCCAACGCCACCUCCCCGGCGUGUUCGUCUGGGAUGCAUGGGACGGGACACAUCAUCCAGCUUUUCACGCAUUGCAAGUGGUCUUAAACUGGCUCAAGCACAGGCUAUGGCAGUAGCUGUAGCAGGCUUCAUGCCUAACACAGUGAUGUUUGCUGUAAACCAUGGAAGGCACUCUCCUCCCACACAUAGAGCAUCUUUCCAUGGCCGAGUGUCAAGGGUGGGAGAUUCAAAUGGGAGUCUUGGUACAGAAAGACUGUCGCAUUCCCUUCCUGGUAGUCCAGCUGAUCGCAGGCCAAACUUUCCUGAAGUUGUUGGGUCAGCUGAGAGUCUUGUUGGCAGGGUGCUGGUUGAGCAAGGACUUGGAAAGUACUGUGAUCCUGACUUUGUGCGUUACACAUCACGAGAAAUGCAAGAAGCACUCAAUAUGACGCAAGAAGAAAUGGAUCGUGCAGCUCAUAGGCUGCUGUUACAAGAGCAUCAAGGGAGACCCCUUUCAUUCCAGAACUCCGCUGUUCCUGGAGAACUUGUACAAGGAAGUGCCAAUCCUCAUUUAUAGCAGUGGGCCCCUACUCUUUUCAGCCAAAAAGUAUUGGCUUGUCUUAUAAAGUGCCUCAUUUACUUUUCCUGAAAAUGGAAAGAUAAAUCAACCUUGACACAAAGUGUCAUUUCCUCCUCAUGUGAACUGCCCAAAUUCAACAAUAGUUGAUUGUUUUUCCUGAUAUACAUAUACAAGAGGAAUGACAUAGAGAAACAUGACUCAUUCACCUGGUAUGGCCUUUAUGUUGUGUUAAUUGAAAAUUUGUCAUGAAAUGUGUGUGAUACAUAUCCAGUGACAGUGCUUUUUAAGUCAAAUAUGUAUCCUGGCAGGACCAGGAAGCUGUAAAACACUUGUGGUGAGCAUAGUCACAUAUUUUUAUUAUUCCAGUGAAGGAAUUGUUUUUGGAUAAUCCAUGAAGAAACUGGGUCAGCUUUAUUUGCAGCAUAAUUACCUGCACUAUGUGAGCCUCAAGAAAUUAAUUUUUCAGUAUAUGUUUGAAACAUUUUUUCUUCUCAUUUGUCAAAACUAGAGCUUACAUUUAAAACUGACUUGGGUGGUACAUUUCAAGGCAAAGCUAAUUUUGUUUACUGAAUAAGGGAGAAAGUACCAUAUUACAGUAAACUUUGAGCACAUUUCCAAUAUUAAUUCUUUCAACAAUUACUGGAGAGCUAUUUUAUUUUUUGUUCUUUUCCAUUAUGACAAUCUUCAUUCACAUAUGCUGAUAAAGUCAGGUCUGGAACAUAUUGGUUUUGUGUGUUCAGGGAAUUUACAAAUUCCUCCAUUAGGUAUUAUCCCCAUUUUUCAGCCCCUUUCCUUUGCCUUUACAGUUAUACCAGAAAGAUAUAGUAAAUAUUUUUCCAUUCAAGAUUGGUGCACAAAAUUUUUACAAACUGAACAAAAAUUUUGUAAGAGUAGUCAGUCAGUUUUUUUUACAAGGAAUUUAUCUUACUUUUUUGUGAUAAGCUUGGACUAUUACUUGAAUACUAAUUUUGUUCUGAGGAAGGGUUUUUUCUGACAACAUUGCUAAUAUGAAUACAUGCAAAGAAAAAGGAGUUGUAAUAGCUAAUUAAUAAUAACUUUUUAAUUAUUUUUCUUUUGGAUAAAUUAUGAAGGGCUUUACUGUUAUUCAGUUAGUCUUUUACCUUUUUUAAAAUAAUUUGCCCCUGUAGAAGGAGAGAGACUUAAAAUUACACUUAAAUAAAUUAUUCAUUUUGUAGAGUAUAGAGCAAAUAAUUCCUGUUGCUAAAUUUCAUUUAACAUUUUCAUUAUCAUUGUAUUUUGUGUUAAAUGAAAUUGGUAAAAACAAAUAUUUUAGUCGCUGUAAUCAUCCUUUUGUUAUUACAGCCCCAUUCAUCAUGAUUGCUCCUGUUCAUUCAUUCAGAAAACAUUACAGCUCCUUGCAGAAUCCUAAGAUAAACGGAGUAGUUUUCUUCUCCUAUUUCCAUGUGUUUCUUUAUGAAUACCAGUUAAAAGAUAAAAUGUUACAGAAUUGUUACUUUUAUGCAAUGUGGAUUUUUUAUGACUGUAAGAAAUUGUACAUGAUACUGGAUGUCCAUUUGUAAUGUUAUAAGCCUUCUACAGUGAAUGUAAGGAAGCCAGUACAUUUCCUGAUCUCCAAAGCCAUUGCUGUUCUUUUCCAUAUAUUUGUGUGUGUGUGCGUGUGUGUGCGCGCGUGUGUGUGUGCGCGCGUGUGUGUGCGCGCGCGCGCGCGUGUGUGUGUGUGUGUGUGUGUGUGUGUGUGUGUGUGUGUGUGUGUGUGUGUGCGUGUGUGUGUUUAAAAAUAAAAAUUGUACAUUUUGUAUACCUGAGAAGUUGAAAGGCAUUGUACUGAGAAGUUUUUAAUCCCACACAAAUGUGUGCCUUGUCAAACCAUAAGUAAAACUAUUUUUUAAUGUUAAAACAUUUAUGUAUAAAGAAUAUUAAAACUAUUCAGACAAAAAA